This is a messenger RNA of Acipenser ruthenus (sterlet), 956 nucleotides long. Its product is annotated as histone H3.3A. The record is from RefSeq and is a predicted model, not a curated record. Bases 118 to 528 code for a protein of 136 amino acids. Gene Ontology annotation, cellular component: nucleosome. Lineage: Eukaryota; Metazoa; Chordata; Actinopteri; Acipenseriformes; Acipenseridae. The transcript has 4 exons. Gene Ontology annotation, molecular function: DNA binding; structural constituent of chromatin; protein heterodimerization activity.
GUCACAUAGGGUAUAAAAUCCCCCCUCCCUUCUCGCUGCAAUCGCAUCUGAAUCCUAUUCGGAGAGUGUAGCUGGAAUUGUAGAGCAGAAACUUAAGUUUCAGAAAGUUGAGUCACAAUGGCACGUACCAAGCAGACUGCCCGUAAAUCCACUGGUGGAAAAGCACCAAGGAAACAGCUGGCUACCAAAGCAGCCAGGAAGAGUGCACCCUCUACUGGUGGUGUCAAGAAGCCCCACAGAUACAGGCCAGGCACAGUCGCUCUGAGAGAAAUCCGCAGAUACCAGAAGUCCACGGAGCUGCUGAUCCGCAAGCUUCCCUUCCAGCGUCUCGUGAGGGAGAUCGCGCAGGACUUCAAGACUGACCUGAGGUUCCAGAGUGCUGCCAUCGGGGCUCUUCAGGAAGCCAGUGAAGCUUAUCUGGUUGGUCUGUUUGAGGACACCAACUUGUGUGCCAUCCACGCCAAGAGAGUGACCAUCAUGCCCAAGGAUAUCCAGCUUGCCCGGAGAAUCAGAGGGGAACGUGCUUAAAUGGCCCCCCCCCCCCCCCCUUUAAUUUUUUUUUUUUCUUAUAAACUAUCUGCAAGACUGGUGGGCAAAAAAAAAAAAAACUUUUUAUUGAACUGAUAGUACAUUCAUGGGUAGGUUUUAAGUUUGUAUUGGUUUUUUUUUUUUUUAGUAUUGAUGGAAAACAAAGUGGUUUUCAGUGCAAAAAGUAGCAAGUGUUUUGUAAAACAUUCCUUCAAACUCGCUCAGGUUUUUAAACAAAUAGGUUUGUAUCUGAAAUUGUAAUACAUCUGUCUGUUUAGCUGGAAUGUGUAAUAUGCAUGCUAUAAAGGGGAUAAGUUAUUGGUAGACUUGUAAUUUUCUUUUUUGCAUUGUGGUGAAAAUUGGGUUGUAAAUAAACUUUCCACUACCUCACCCCUCACUUGUGUGUGAAUUAAACUUUUUAAAGAAAA